AUGCUUUCGGGUCUUUUGGAUCGGACGUGGGAUUUCCGGUCCUGGCAUGCUGUCCGGGAUUCUUUCUGCAAAGCUGCGGAAUUGGGACUUCUUAGUGUUGAAGAUUUACGGGCCGUCAUUGCCCAUGCGGCCGAUGCAGGUCCAAUGAGCUUGGUGAAAGACAACGGCAAACUGCAAAUCGUGCAAUCUAUUGAGAAAGAACAUCUCAUCUACGGGCUAUUGACAUCUCUGGCCAAUUCUAGGGUCCUUGAACUGGCUGACCUUGGACGCGAUUUUCUCUCACGACUGUUGAGGAAGGUUGGAAACAAUAGACGCCUCACAUCUACCGCGCAACGAAUCUUAUGGGACCUCUCUCCAUGGGCCUCCGAACACGAUGCGCCACUCAUUAGUCGGCUCAUCAUGAUACAUCUCAGGGCUCGAUGUCGGGACAACCCUGAUGAAGAAGUGGGGCAACGGCUCGCGAAGCGUCUCGCGAAAGUCGAACCAAAAGCUCUACAACUGUCUCUGUUGCAGACAACAGAUGAUUUGAUCCGCAUCGGACAAGAAGAUACGACGUCGAUCUAUGCCUACCUUCUCCAUCAUUGGACCGGGACUUUGGCAUUGCUGGGGUCGCGACAGGCGCCUUUGCUGACAAAAGAUACCUGGGUUAUUCAUUCAUCCAACGCAAGCAGUCUAAGCACAGAGCAGCGUUUGGCAGCAUUUGCCUGGGCUUCCUUGUGCCUCGGAAAGUGUCGACGAAAGUCGCCAGCCCUCUCAGAGAGGCUACAAUUCCUCGAUUCCUUUGGCAAGACACUCAAAUCUAUACCAGAACUGGCCACGGAGGGGUUUCUUGACCGUUCCAUCCUCGCCAUCGACAGCUUGCCCCUUCCAAACAAACACGUACUACUGCAGAAUCUCUAUAGAAUCGCUGACCGCGACCCUCUUCCUAUAUUGCUGGAGUCAGAGUCGUCCUCUGACAUUGAAGGGUUUCGAUACCGGAGUUUCUCGCUUUUUCUCAGCCACAACCUGUAUGAAAAUGCUCGAAUCAGCCACCAUGAUGUGCUCACAGUGCUGGCGGAGUCACUAAAUCAUGAUCUCCCCCUGUUCAAGAUGUUGUCACGAAGGAUGAUUCAAAAGAGCCCGCUCUCUUUCGAGAUCAUCUCUAGAAUUCUGGACAACAAUAUCUCUUUCAAGCUGGCGCUCUCUCAAGCGUUUCCUCAACGGCUACUGGCAGUACAACAAGGGGCGGAACCCUCGGACGAGGCCCCCUCCCAAUUUAUCAGUUUCUUGGGAGAGGUGGGCGGCCGACCCGCCUGUCGAAAUAACGUUCAGACCAAACAUUCCGGCAUACCGUCCCCGGUGGAUGCCUUGGACCUAAUCAACCACCUCGCAGUGUCUUUUGCGACCUCGACUGUGACGAGUCCUCGAGCCUCGCUCCGUCGGGUCUAUUGGUGCUAUAUGUUCCUGCAUCGCUAUGGCGGCCCUGUGCAGCCUACUAUCGCACGAGCGUUGUGGCAUGUUGGUGUCGCCCGGUAUGGCGAGUCGGGCACUUCAAGGACGCUUCUGAAGUGGAUCCUGUGGCAAGUCAAAAAUACCGAGGGCGAGGAUGUAGCGAGACAUCUGCUCUGGAGCCAAUCCCUUCGAGAGCAAUGGCAGCGAGACUUGGAAGAUUUGAGCAAGGUCGACGAAUCCGAGGAAAAACACCUUUUAGCGGAAAUGGCGACAGGUGAAGAUGCGGCACCGUCGAGCCAUUCCAUAGGCAUCCCCGCUUCCGCCGACCUCGAGACUCUGCGAAAGAUCCAUUUCGUCCAAACAGAACCCGAAGAGCUGCCCUUUUUCUUUGAAAAGUCGAGGAGAAGAGCGGAUUGGGACCAAGCCCAGGCUAAGAAAGCCAAGGCCCUCGAACGGCAAGGCAAAUAG
Molecule: messenger RNA, 1899 nt
Organism: Capronia epimyces CBS 606.96
Lineage: Eukaryota; Fungi; Ascomycota; Eurotiomycetes; Chaetothyriales; Herpotrichiellaceae
Exons: 1
Coding region: 1-1899 (632 amino acids)
Source: RefSeq, a predicted model, not a curated record